Messenger RNA from Lycium barbarum (goji berry), 1101 nucleotides. RefSeq lists its product as uncharacterized. Lineage: Eukaryota; Viridiplantae; Streptophyta; Magnoliopsida; Solanales; Solanaceae. The record is from RefSeq and is a predicted model, not a curated record. The coding region runs from base 1 to 1101 and encodes 366 amino acids. The transcript has a single exon.
AUGAACAACAAGGGGCUAUGCUAUAUUGCAGAGACUGUAACUGACGGCUCAAUUACUUUUGAGAAAACCAAUUGGCAAAUGAGAAGGAUAAUCAAGCAAUUUCUUCCCAAAAUUCUCCAUAAGCAUGAUGGUUCCAGUCAAACUCGAAUUAAGCAAAUUUCUCAACUCCUCAAAAAUCCUCAAAACUUCCGUGCUAAUCACGGGGCUUCUUGUUUUACCUCAGAAUCCUUUCGCAGUGCUGCUAUUUAUGUUCUGGAUAGACUCAAAAAGCUGUGUCCUCGAACUGUGGCUAAAAUGCAUAGGAAUCUGAGGGAUGUCACAGAUUACGUCCCUAAGACGCAAUCUGAAAUAAAAGAUAGGAAACGUUUAGUUAAAAAAAUCAAGGGAAUAUCAUUGAAAAUGUUAUCAGACUAUGAAGAAGGGGAUGGGCCACCAGAGCCCCUGGCGAAGGCUUUGUCCGUAGCAGCCUUAAUGCUAAAACCAGAACUUGAUUAUUGUCCCUCUCAAAUGUUUUUCCAAAAACUUUCUAUAGAUGUAGAAGCAUUGCAGAAUGAUAUAGCAAAAGCAAUCAGGAUUCUAAGUGAUAAAAAUGAAGUAAGUUUCGCAGAGCUGAGAAAGUUGCCUCUUGUGCUGGAUUUUUAUGAUCAAGCUGUCAUAGAUAGUGUUCGUUUGCGUGUGAAUGUGAAGAAACUGUUGACUGAAUAUCUUCUCGAGUGCAGCGACUUGCAGUCUAUCCCUGAAAAUUUACUAGAAAGUCUAGCUAUUAUUAACAAAACAUCUAGGCAUGCAUCUCGGAAAACUUACUCAAACAAGGAGGUAGAAGAAGAAGUAGAAUGUGUGCUGACUAUUAGUGCUCAGAAAAAACAAGUUGUUUGGGAUUUACUCACUCAAUGUGAUGUCAGUGAAGAUUUUGCAAAUGCUUACAUGGAGAAUGUAGAGGAAAGUUAUUAUGAAGGUGGUGAUGAAGAUGAGCAUCUUUCUGAUCUUCCUCAAAAUUGCAGGUCUGAUCCUAAUGUCUCAUACAGCCAAGCAGCAAGUGUCGGCAAUAUAAACCAAAGCAAUUCCCACUCACCAAUCACUGCUGUCUGCUGUUCGAGAUGA